AUGGCCGCAGGAUUGAAAACCAUCAUUGCUCUCUCUUUUGUCCUAGCCAUUGGCUUCCUCCUUGUCAUCCUCUCCGCUGCGCUAUUCCACAACUUCCUUACCCUCCUUGUGGUCGCAACCUAUGUCUUAGCACCAGCACCGAACUGGAUAGCAUCCAGAUGCGCAAAUCCCGAUGACUUCAUCGAGAGCAACUCAAGUGCAUGGAUCGAUCUAGGCCGGUUUGUUACCGGAUUUUUGGUUGUUAUGGGCAUUGCUCUGCCCGUACUUCUUGCCCAUACUGGACUCAUUCAAGUCGAAGCCAUGGCUAUGUCUAUCGUCGGAGGCCUGCUGAUAUAUGGUACCAUCAUCAGCUUCAGUCGAUUCUUUAAGGAAGAACAGGACUUUUGA
Messenger RNA from Exophiala aquamarina CBS 119918, 387 nucleotides. RefSeq lists its product as uncharacterized. Gene Ontology annotation, biological process: late endosome to vacuole transport via multivesicular body sorting pathway. Gene Ontology annotation, cellular component: Vps55/Vps68 complex; endosome. The coding region runs from base 1 to 387 and encodes 128 amino acids. NCBI's taxonomy places the organism in Eukaryota, Fungi, Ascomycota, Eurotiomycetes, Chaetothyriales, Herpotrichiellaceae. The transcript is spliced from 3 exons. The record is from RefSeq and is a predicted model, not a curated record.